AUGAUAUUCAGAGGCCUCACGAUAGCUGGCGCCACGCCCACACUGCGCCGUGAAGUUCGGCACCUGAUAAACCUUCUGCUUACCCUCGAGCACGCUCCUUACGACACACGACUCAACCUAGAGUUUGUCUCUCUCGCCUACAUGCGUCAAAUCAACUGCAAGUACAAGGAGUCAGAUCGGCCUACUGAUGUACUAACCUUCACCUCGGUAGGAAAGGCGGACCGCUUCGUGAAUCAUCUUCUCUUUAGCGAUCCCUUGGAAGGGGGCGAUGAUGACGAGGGUACACACGCCGCGCUGGCCACCUCACGUGAAUGCGGCGUGGCAGUAGCGGCGGGGCCGACUGUCCUGAAGAAGUCCGCCAUCCGAGCUGAGCUGGUCGACCUUGGCGAUAUUUUUGUUUCGCUCGAUUAUAUGCGUCUGCGAUGCCGUCGCUACCCCUCCACCACUCUUCCCCUGGCACCCUACCUCCACGCAGCGCUCGUACACGCCACCCUACAUGCGCUGGGCUACGACCACAAGAAUCCCGAACUCCUUCAACACAUGGCACGGAGGGAACAGCAGCUCGGUCGACAGCUGGCGAUGAUCGCACGCCAGCACCCCAGGUGCCUUCCACCGCUUAAUAUGUGGGAUUCGAUGUAA
Leishmania braziliensis MHOM/BR/75/M2904 is the source of this 639-nucleotide messenger RNA. RefSeq lists its product as hypothetical. Gene Ontology annotation, molecular function: metalloendopeptidase activity. The coding region runs from base 1 to 639 and encodes 212 amino acids. Lineage: Eukaryota; Euglenozoa; Kinetoplastea; Trypanosomatida; Trypanosomatidae. The record is from RefSeq and is a predicted model, not a curated record. Gene Ontology annotation, biological process: rRNA processing. The transcript has a single exon.